CGAUGACACUCGAUGCCUCAUCGCUUUUCCGUUCGUGAUUCUCGGAGCGUCUAGUAACGUUGCGAGGGUAUCACGGGGGUUGGGGGUGGUGAGAUCAGGUGAAAUCUAUUGAGUUGCAGUCGAUGAAUCGAGACGCCUAAGAGAGCUUCGCACGGAGGAAGGCAAAACAAUUCGGACGUCGUCGAGAUGGCCGACAACGAACAGAAGGCGUUGCAACUGGUAGCGGAGGCCGAGAGGAAGCUGUCGUCAUCGAAGGGCUUCUUCGGCGCUCUGUUUGGGAGUUCGUCAAAGGUCGAGGAAGCGGUAGAAUGUUAUCAACGGGCGGCGAAUAUGUUCAAGAUGGCAAAGAAGUGGAGUUUGGCUGGAAAGGCAUUUUAUGACGCGGCAGAUUUACACGCAAAGGCGGGUAGUCGUCACGAUGCAGCUAAUAACUAUGUAGAUGCUGCUAAUUGCUUCAAAAAGUCCGAUACAAAUGAGGCCAUCAGUUGCUUGUUGAAAGCUAUUGAGAUUUAUACAGACAUGGGCCGCUUUACAAUGGCAGCGAAACAUCAUCAAAGUAUAGCUGAACUCUACGAAAGUGAAGCAGUCGAUCUGGAACGUGCGGUGCAUCAUUACGAGCAGGCCGCUGACUAUUUUCGCGGCGAAGAAAGUAACUCCUCUGCAAAUAAGUGUCUUCUGAAAGUCGCGCAAUAUGCCGCGCAACUUGAGAAUUAUGAUAAAGCUAUUACAAUUUACGAGCAGGUCGCUUCUGCAUCAUUAGAAAGUUCUUUAUUAAAAUACAGCGCCAAGGAAUAUUUCUUCCGUGCAGCGUUGUGCCACUUGUGCGUGGAUUCGUUAAAUGCUCAGCACGCGAUCGAGCGUUAUCAGGAACAAUAUCCCGCUUUUCAGGAUGCUAGAGAAUACAAACUGGUGAAGACAUUGAUAGAGCAUUUGGAGGAUCAAAACCUAGAAGGUUACACAGAAGCAGUGAAGGAAUACGAUUCAAUUUCAAGAUUGGAUCAGUGGUAUACAACAGUAUUGUUACGUAUAAAAAAGCAAAUUAACGAUAAUCCGGAUCUACGCUGAUCAGUUGUUUCUUACCUGUGUUAUUUUUUGGCAACGAUAUUCCCAGACUAUGCAUAUUCGUUUUUGAGUCACGCUCUACUUUUAGUGAAAACUAUAAAGUAGUUUCAUUUUUAUAUUCGGAUGUAAUCGCCCAUAUUGUAUCAUUACCUAAUGCUCUCGGCAAUUUUUCUUAUUUAUCUGUAUGUCUUUUAAAUUGCUAAAAGAAUCCAUGAAAUCAUAGAGAAUCACGGUAUGCAAGAAUGUGAGAGACGAUUAUUUCGAACGUCAUAAUUCUUAUUUAGUUUUUUUUUUUUUUUUUUUAUUUAUUAGAGAAACAUCGAGCCUUACUACUAGAUGUAUUAGUGAUAUAAUAUUUUUGUUAUAAAAUGCCUAGAGUCUUUAUUUUCCUUGCGUAUUUUGUACGUUUCAUUUUUCUUUUCAAAUUGAUAACUCUUAAGAUCAAGAUUGUUAUAGACUUUAGGUUUAAAAGCCUAAAUAACAAACUACAAACAUACUAGACCGACAAAUUUCUUAUUCUUUCCUGCUUCCAAAUAAUUUUACAACAAAUAUUUUCCUGAUUAUGUCUUUUUCUCUUAUUUGAUAGCAAGGAGCAUGCGCUGUAUAUUAUUUAAAUGUAUAUAAUCUGUAUUUAUUGAAGCAAUAACUUUCCCUUAGCUUUUUAAAAUACGGUAGUUAACAAGAUUUUAUUUCUUUUCCUUUCUCUUUCUUUUUCGGGAUAUUUUACAGCAAAAAAUUAUGUUCAAACGUGAUUUCAUUAUUUGUCACUCUUGCACUGCCAACGUAUUAAAAUAACAAGUGUAGUGUACAAUCUAAUUGAUAUAAUUGACAAUUUUUCUCUUCUUUCUGCCCCUUUAUCUAUAGUUCUCUCUCCUUCACCGAUUUUCUCUGUUUUCUAUUUAAUUUGAAAAUACAGCUACUACUUGUAUAGAUUUACAGCUUCAAAUUGAGCGACACAUGAUUAGCGUAACACACGAAUACAUAUUCCUUCCCAAUAUCGAACUACUCGUCGGUAUACAUAAUGUUUUCCCGCAAUAAAGUAGUGUUGUAUCUAAUCUAAUUAGUACUUACCGCCUACAAAUAAGCGUACUCUUACAAAAAAAAAAAA
This is a messenger RNA of Pogonomyrmex barbatus (red harvester ant), 2170 nucleotides long. It is a transcript of the gene alphaSnap, whose product is annotated as Alpha-soluble NSF attachment protein. The record is from RefSeq and is a predicted model, not a curated record. Lineage: Eukaryota; Metazoa; Arthropoda; Insecta; Hymenoptera; Formicidae. Gene Ontology annotation, molecular function: soluble NSF attachment protein activity; syntaxin binding. Gene Ontology annotation, biological process: intracellular protein transport; SNARE complex disassembly. Gene Ontology annotation, cellular component: SNARE complex; vacuolar membrane.